AUGGCGCGGUUCAGGGGCGCCCGGUACCUGAGCUGCUUUUACUGCGGAAAGCGGUCCGGGCUCAAGUACGACGGCGUGACCCGCGACUUUCUGUGUCUCUACUGCGAUGCCACCAACUACCUCGACGAAAAUGGAGAGAUUAUGGAUCCUCCCGUCGCAACGGAUCGCGAAGCGACGACGACGCAGUACGCGGUGCCUCGGCCGGCCUCGCCUUCGGCUACCGGGAGCAGCGACAUCUUCUGCCCGACGUGCCUGAAGAACCAACACCUCUUCACCAAGUCGCUGGCUCAAUACUUUCCCGACGAUCCUUCCGACCCAGAAUAUGAGCGACUCGAGCGCAACUACUACCGCUAUCGUCGCGGCUUGGAAGUGCGGUAUCCGCAAGUCUGCGACGAGUGCGCCGCCCGCGUCGAGCACCGCAUCCGCCAGGCAGGGUACACAGCCAAGACGGACCAUCUGCGUCGCAUGAUGGACUUGAGCCGCGGCCGGAAACCUACCCGGACGCGGACGCCGCUGGACUGGGCGAGCGCGCUCGGCGGCGCCGUCUGGAGGGCUGGCUUCGUGCUGCAGCUGCUGUGGCACGUGGUCAUGGUGACGCAGGUGCUGCAGGCCGGCGACCCGGCUGGCAUGCGCGAUCCGGAUGGAGGCGAUGCCCUGCUGGAGCGAAUCGUCCCGUGGCUGAGACGGAUAGCUGGCAUCUUGCCGGCACAGGAUGUACUCAUGCGAUGGAGCAUCGCCGCGGCGUGUGCUUCGGCGUGGUGGAACCCCCACUUCGUGCAAGUGAACCGCGGGUUCACGAGACACUUGCUGGGACUCACUCAGUGGUAUUCCUUCCAGGGCCUCAUAAUAUUCUUCCGACUGGUCUUCCGGAGGGUGCAGGACAUCGAGGGCGGGCAGAGCCAGUCGGUUCAGGCACAGCUCAGCAUACACGCGGUCAUGGCGGUUGUCAUGGGGCUGAUGUAUGUUUUGGCCGGCAGGUCAAUCCGAGUCGAUACCUCGCCGCUGUUCGGGAUAGACGAAAAGCCCGUUCUGCCCAAGCCCACGACGCCGGCCAAGCGGAAGCAGGAGGAUUCCAAGACGUUUUCGGAGCUUUUCAACGACGCGUUGGAGUCGGUUGACCGACCGUCGCGGGCUCGGCCAGCCAGUUUAACCCCUCCUUCUCAACGGGCGACUGUCCAACAGCCGGUGGGAAAGCCCGGGCUGUCGUUUGGCGGCCUGGAUCUGUCCGAGACUCCCACGCGACGGCGCCCGCAACCAGUCCAGUACGCCGAGGAGAUGGACUGGUCACCCAUUGCGCCUCAUCAGCAUCGAGCAUUUGUUGGCCAGGCGUCGCCAAGCAGAGGGACUAGCAAGUUUGCGCGGCGGGAGCCCGAGGCCAGCAAUCCCUUCCGCCACAAAGUUCCCGCAGCGCCGUCGAACCCAGCGCGGAGACUACUGAACCGGCCUCGCGAGUCGGAGCAAACCCCAGAGCCCGUGGACAAUAGCCAAAGUCUGUUUGGCCAACGCCGCUCUGGGAGCGACCGCAAUAAUGCCGCGGAGACCAGUCAGAGCGUGGAGUUUAGACACCCCAAGUUCUUCGCCCCAGAGAGAGACGAUGCGAGCUCCUUGGCAGACUUGCUGAGCCAGAGUUUUAGUUUGAGUCAGGAGCAGGAUGUCGACGCCGGGAGCGCGGACGGGAUGGCCACCAACGGAAAGCCGACUCGGGUCGCGGCAACGCGAUCCGACAAACCGAGGCACAGAAUUCCCACGUCCUCUGACGCCAUCGUGUUCUACACUGUUGCUGCCUUGGUAUUAGCCUGGUUGACAACAAUGGCCAUUGCCGUUCCUCGCCAGUUAGAGGUACGGUCGGUCAUACUUCUCGUCGCCGGGGUCAUUGCCCUCCGCGGCAACGACGCGACGAGCCAGGAGAUUCAGACUUCGCCGACUCCAGGUGGGGUCGCGUACGUGCUCUCAGCGGUUGGCAUUGCCGAGCUCGCGGCCGUGUGCUGGCUCGCGACCAAGGUUUGGGAGGGGGACGUUGCGGAGGUCAAAGUUGGCAAAUACGGGCUGAUCCUGCUUGGGAUGAUGUCGGCACGUCUGAUGCUUAGAAGAGCGGGCAUUGUAUAG
Molecule: messenger RNA, 2106 nt
Organism: Purpureocillium lilacinum
Lineage: Eukaryota; Fungi; Ascomycota; Sordariomycetes; Hypocreales; Ophiocordycipitaceae
Biological process (GO): nuclear inner membrane organization
Cellular component (GO): microtubule organizing center attachment site; mitotic spindle pole body; nuclear inner membrane
Source: RefSeq, a predicted model, not a curated record